AUGAAAGACAUGAACAGCACGGGGUCGAUUACAGGUACGGAGCCGGUGGUCGACAUCUUUGCGGAUGGCGAUGUGAUUCUGGUGGUUGGGCCACAGGCUGUGCAACUGAGAGUGCACUCCUUGUUUCUGCAAUCUGUCUCGAAGGUGUUUCAGGUCAUGUUUGGACAGAGAUGGAGCGAAGGGCGCGACCUGUCCAAGGAUCAUCCAAAAAGUGUCGUUCUGGAAGAGGACAAUGCGGAGGCGAUGCAGACUAUAUGCUGCGUUAUCCACCAUCGCAGCAAUAUGCUGCCGACUGAAAUCCCACCAGAGAAGGUCCUUGAAAUAGGCAUUGUUUCCGGCAAGUACGAUCUCGCUUCUGCGUUGAAAUACGUAAUAGCGCAGUGGCUGCAUCCCUCUGGCACCCAUAGCAUACUCGACAGUGGCUAUCUGGCGGCGUCAGCCUUCUUAUUUGACGACGCCGGCAGAUUUCAACAGCUCACACUAACUCUCAUCCUGGAUUACGCGACUACUUAUCGGACGUUGUUGGAAAACAAGAGAGUUCGAGACUUUUUGCCGUGGCAAGCAGUGUGUGAGCAGCAGAACGACUGGCUUUGCCGAUAUAGAGGACGAGACUAA
Molecule: messenger RNA, 615 nt
Organism: Grosmannia clavigera kw1407
Lineage: Eukaryota; Fungi; Ascomycota; Sordariomycetes; Ophiostomatales; Ophiostomataceae
Product: btb/poz-like protein
Exons: 1
Coding region: 1-615 (204 amino acids)
Molecular function (GO): protein binding
Source: RefSeq, a predicted model, not a curated record